Molecule: messenger RNA, 3360 nt
Organism: Coniophora puteana RWD-64-598 SS2
Lineage: Eukaryota; Fungi; Basidiomycota; Agaricomycetes; Boletales; Coniophoraceae
Exons: 15
Coding region: 1-3360 (1119 amino acids)
Biological process (GO): peptide catabolic process
Cellular component (GO): mitochondrion; cytosol
Molecular function (GO): metal ion binding; metalloendopeptidase activity
Source: RefSeq, a predicted model, not a curated record
AUGCUGGCCCAAGAUAAUGCCUGGAGCACUCGGCCGAAGAAGGACAAGAUUCCCUCUUACUCGUUUUUCACUCAACCGAUAGAGAGGUCACAGCAGGAUGACCGUGAAUACCGCCUUGUGAAGCUCGAGAAUGGGCUUGAAGCUAUGGUUGUUCACGAUCCCAAAGCUGAAGUGGCUGCUGCUAGUUUGGACGUCGCUGUGGGACAUUUAUCUGACCCGGCUGAUAUGCCUGGCCUCGCUCACUUCUGCGAGCACCUGUUAUUCAUGGGGACAGAGUUAUUUCCUCGCGAGAAUGAAUACUCAGAGUAUUUGGCCAAGAACAAUGGAUCAUCCAACGCAUAUACCUCGGUCAUGAAUACAAAUUACCAUUUCCAAGUCGCCACACCCGCACUUAGCCAAGCUCUCGCUCAUUUCGCCGCCUUCUUCCAUUGCCCAUUGUUCGACGCAUCGUGCACCAUGCGCGAGCUUAACGCAGUAGACUCGGAAAACAAGAAGAAUCUCCAGAAUGACAUGUGGCGGAUCUUCCAAUUAAAUAAGCACCUCAGCAAAGAAGGUCAUGUCUGGAGUAAAUUUGGUACCGGCAAUCAGCAAAGCUUAACUCAGGCAGCACGCGAUCUCAAGGCACGGAACAAGGUCAAUGGCGUUAAUGGUACUCAUGUUGUAAACGGAAAUCUAUCAGUGAAUGGUAGUGCUACGCUCCGCUCGCCCUCACCCUCUCCAUCAACAUCGUCUGCCACCAGUGAAACUGAAGCCGAUGGUGGUUUUAUUGGACAGGAAACUCGCCGCCGUCUAAUCGAAUGGUGGAGGGAGGAGUACUGUGCUGGCCGGAUGCGGUUAUGCGUCAUUGGAAAAGUCGCAGAGCCGGUGGAGGAGCUCUCUGACCUCGUGGCCACCCUCUUCUCCCCCAUCCAAAACCGCGGAAAGGAAUCACUACCCAGGAAUGAUGAUCAUCCGUUUGGAUCAAAUGAGAAAGGCACCCUGGUUUCAGUGCAAACUAUCAUGGACCUCCACGCUGUUGAAGUGUCUUUCCCAAUGGAAUAUCAGGCACCUCUCUGGCGCCAUAAGCCUGCUAACUUCCUGGCGCACCUAGUUGGCCACGAGGGACCCGGUUCUCUGACGUCGUACUUGAAGAAGCAGGGUUGGCUCACUUACCUCAGCGCCGGAGGGCAGAAUCUUGCCCGUGGGUUUGGCAUGUUCAAGGUUACGAUUCACUUGACGCAAGCCGGCUUCCAAAACUACCGCCAAGUCGUGUCGGCUGUCUUCAAAUACCUUUCCCUCCUACGUUCCUCUGAGCUUUCGCCGCGUCACCAAUCUGAGAUUGCCAAGAUCAACUCGAUCCGCUUCCGCUUCCAGGAGAAGCGUCGCCCCGAGGAUUACGCCGUUUGGGUCACCGAACACCUUUCCUGGCCGGUCCCGCCCAACCUCGUCCUCAGCGCCCCGCCGCAGGUCUGGGAGUGGGACAACACCGGCGGCGAGAAGGAUGUGAGGCACAUGCUUGAAAGCUUAAAGAUUGACCAAGGCCGAGUGACACUUAUGGCGAAGAAGGAGGAACACGCGAAACUGCGUGAAGGUGAGAACAUGGUAUGGGAAAAAGAGCCGUGGUAUGGCACCGAGUACCGCGUGGAGAGGUGGGAUGAGGACUUUGUUCGCCAAGCGCAACGUGAGAACGACAUCCAAGAGCUAUACCUGCCGGGCCCCAACAAGUUCAUUCCAACCAAUCUUGAGGUUGAGAAGCGCGAUGUCGCCGAGGUUCAGAAACGCCCCCAUCUAAUUCGGCAAACGGACUUGUCCACCCUUUGGUACAAGAAAGAUGAUCAGUUUUGGACGCCCAAGGCGAGACUUGUCAUGGAGUUGCGAAGCCCUGUUGCGAGCGCCUCGCCUCGAGACCGAGUAAUGACGAAAUUGUUCACCGAGCUCGUCAAUGAUGCUCUGAAUGAAUAUGCCUACGAUGCCGAUCUAGCUGGCCUCAGCUAUAUGUUUGGCUCCCAUUCUCUGGGCACGACAAUCAUGAUCAGCGGGUACAAUGACAAGCUGGGCGUUCUCGCUGAGAGCGUCCUCAAGAAGAUUAAAACACUAGAGAUUGCUCCGGACCGUCUAGAAGUUUUUAAGGAGCAGAUCAAGCGUGACUGGGAAAACUUUUUCCUGGGUCAGACUUAUAGAAUUUCGGACUACUUUGGGCGGUACUUGCUUACCCAAAAACAAUGGACCAUUGAAGAGACACUAAAGGAGAUACCAAAUAUUACCGUUCAAGAAAUACAGUCACAUGCCUCCGCACUGCUGUCUCAGUUGAACAUACAAAUGUUGGUCACAGGGAACAUGUACAAGGACGAAGCAAUCCAGAUGGCGCAAAUGGCCGAGGACAUACUGAAGGCCAAACCUAUUCCUCCCAAUGAAGUAAUCGACCGUGCGCUCAUCUUGCCAGAAGGCUCUAAUUACGUGUGGAGCGCCCUCGUUCCGAACCCCAAUGAGCCCAAUUCAUCGCUCACCUACUUCUUGCACUUAGGUAAGCUGACGGACCCGAAGGAACGUGUCGUUGGAUCGCUGCUCGUUCAGAUACUGUCGGAGCCGGCGUUCAAUGUCCUUCGUACGCAGGAACAGCUUGGGUACAUCGUCUCCUGCUCGUCUUGGAAUCUUGCGGGCGAAGGCCAGAGGGGCAUACGUAUCAUCGUCCAGAGUGAGCGCGAGCCCGUCCAUCUGGAGCGAAGAGUGGAGGCUUUCCUCGGCGGCAUGAAGAGCGAGAUUGAGAAAAUGGCUCCAGAGGUGUUUGAGGAGCACAAGUCCGGCCUUCGCCAGAAGUGGACGGAAGCAGUGAAGAAUCUGUCGGAGGAGGCGAGCCGCUAUUGGACACACAUCGACUCUGGAUACUUAGAUUUCCUUCGCCGUUGGAAUGACGCGAACGCGCUGACAGAGAUCACAAAGACCGACGUCCUGGACCUGUUUUUGUCUCGGGUCCAUCCUUCCUCUUCACGUCGCUCCAAGCUUUCUGUUCACCUCAAGUCUCGGAAACCGCGGCCCCCGCGGAUCAGCGUUGCAGCAGCUGAGGCUUUUGCAGACUUGGUCAAGCCUGCGAAGCCAACGGUUGACGCCGACGGAUGGCGAGACGCAUUGGGCGAGACUAUGACGGCUGCUGAUUUCGCAAAGUAUUGGGCAGGAAUUCUGGGCGACGAUGGCAAGACUUUGCUAGAGAAGAUUCCCGCCUUAAUGGUCCAACACCCGGUCAUUGAGAGUAGCGUCCAAGAGACAUUGGAGGGUCAACCCACUUACAUUGAGGACAUCCAGGCGUACAAGAGUGCCCUUCCGAUUUCUGAGGAGCCUGCCCCUCUGGUGGAGUGGAAUGAUCUGCCUAUUGCCAAGUUCUGA